Molecule: messenger RNA, 1035 nt
Organism: Acipenser ruthenus (sterlet)
Lineage: Eukaryota; Metazoa; Chordata; Actinopteri; Acipenseriformes; Acipenseridae
Product: peptidyl-prolyl cis-trans isomerase FKBP3-like
Exons: 7
Coding region: 154-816 (220 amino acids)
Molecular function (GO): peptidyl-prolyl cis-trans isomerase activity
Source: RefSeq, a predicted model, not a curated record
AUUAAACAACUUUAGUUCGUGCUAAACAUCAAACUAAUUAAUCAAUAAUAAGACCCUGCCUGGAAGAGUGUAGCGGCGUCCUGGCCGCGCCUCCCGCUUUUAUACACCAGCCCUGCUCAAGAGUUCAGGGUUCAUCACAGUUACAACUUGAAGAUGGCCGCUGAACUAACACGGGGAUGGAGCGAUGAGCAACUCAAAAGUGACGAUCUCGCCAAGAAAGACAUUAUAAAAUUCUUACAAGACCAUGGCGCCGACUCGUUUCUUGCAGAGCACAAGCUUAUGGGAAACAUCAAGAACGUUUCCAAGACCGCCAAGAAGGAGCAGCUAAUUGCAGCCUACAGCAACCUCUUCGAGAGCAAGAGAUUUAAAGGCACAGACCCGCUGGAGAAGGUCACGGAGCAGGUCAAGGCUGUCAAGAUUGAAGAGAAGGAAAGUAAACCAGAGGAGGUCGUGGACGAGGGUCCUCCUAAAUACACCAAAUAUGUGCUGAAGAAGGGAGACAAGGAGAACUUCCCAAAGAAGGGCGAGGCUGUGGGCUGCUGGUACGUCGGCACCCUGGAGGACGGGACUGUCUUUGACUCUAAUGUGACCACAUCAGCCAAGAAGAAAAAGCAGUCCAGGCCUUUCUCCUUCAAGGUUGGUCUUGGAAGAGUUAUAAGAGGGUGGGACGAGGCUGUGCUGACCAUGAGUAAAGGAGAGAAAGCCCGCUUGGAGAUCCAGUCCGAAUGGGCCUACGGGAGGAAGGGGCUGCCCGAUGCCAAAAUCCCGCCGAAUGCCAAUCUUAUUUUUGAAGUGGAGUUGGUUUCUAUCGAUUGAUAAAGGAAGCCUUGUGGUUAUACGAAGCCUGGAGUGCAGCCGUGUUUCGUGAAGACCCUGUUCCUGCGUUUCAUGAGGGGGCCUGUAAUGAAAGCGCUGGAUCCGGGCUGGGUUACAGCAUUGUUGUGUGUGGAAGUGCAGGCAUCAAACCUGUGGUUCUGUUUGUUUUUGUUACUGAUUAUUUGCACUGCAAUAAAUAAACUGCUUUGAUGAAACGAG